CUUGGUCUUGAUCUUGGUCUUGGUCGACGCCGGCACUGCGGAUCUGCCCUCUUCCUUUAGCUUGUUCGCUCUGCGCACUGCAUCCGAGGCCUUAGGCCGUCUGUGCUAGCAAACCUCCAGCAUCCAGCGCCAUGCUCCGUCUCGUCCGGGUCCAGCUUCUACGACCCAUCCGGCACCACAUCCGCCCAUUGCCGGUCCCCAGAGCCGCACCAGUCCCGCACGGACGAUUCGCUGUGCAGCAGCCUUGCAUCAUCUUCCGGUCACUCUCAUCCACCUCCGCUCGGUGCAAUGAAUCCACCCCGGUCCUGGCCAACGGCGAUACCGAGUCCACCUCUGAACGCAUUCCCGAGACCAGCCUCGACCAACACAAACCCGGGUCUGGGCCCGUACUCGAGCCUGUUGCCGAGCCAAUUCCGUCCCCUGUGCCCACUGUCCAGAUCUAUCACCAGAGAAAGGGCCGUGUGAUGGUCUUGAAUCGACCCGAGUCGCUGAAUGCUCUGACCGAGGAGAUGAUCACAGCGAUCUUGGACAACUUCCAGGCUUGGGAUCAGACUGACAUCAACGCCCUGGUCAUUGAGGAAUCCGAAGACGGACGGGCUUUCUGUGCCGGAGUCGAUGCCAUCCGUCUUGCCGAGCUCAUCAACGAAAAGACGGACGAGUCCAGGGCCAAGGCCCUCGGCCUGCUGAACAAGACCUACACUGCCCAGCAUCUGCUCGCAACUCUGGACACCCCUUUGGUUGCCAUUCUGGACGGAAUUACGAUGGGCGGCGGUCUCGGCUUGGCCAUCCAUGCACCGGUUCGCCUCGCUACCGAGGAAACAGUCGUUAGUGUCGCUGAAGGGCGAGUGGGAUUCUUUAUCGGAGGCGGGGUCUCCUUCUUCCUCUCGCGGAUGCCCGACGGCGACCCUGUUGGCAAGUUUUUGGCGCUCUCUGGAUACAAGCUCAAGGGCAUCGAGACCGUCAUGGCCGGCAUUGCCACCCACUAUAUUCCGUCCGAGCGCAUACCGAGCCUUAUUGCUCGCCUCGGGGCUCUCGAAUCCAGCGACAUCCGAGCUAUCAACCUGAUCAUCAACGAGUUUGUUGGCAGCGCACCCUCAACCGACGACUGGAAGAACUGGAUCCUGGGCGGCGAGCGCGGCGAUCUGAUCCAGAGAUGCUUUGCCAAGGACACGCUUCCCGAAAUCCUGCGGGCUCUCGAAGCCGAGAAGUCUGAAUUUGCAUCCGAGAUCAUCAAGCUCAUCAGGCGCCAGCGGCCCCAAUACCUCCUGCUGACGCUGAAGCAGCUCAAGAUGGCGGAUACUAUGGAUCUAGCUUCGUGUUUCCGCAUGGACUACCAGAUUGCCAAGGCCAUGAUUCACGAUACCGACUCGGAGUUUUCUGAGGGUGUCCGGUUGGUGCUGAAGGAAAAGAGCCCGGAGCCGAUCCAAUGGAGCCCAGACCUUGAAACCGUCCUCGGCAACAUCAAGCAAUACCAAAAGCAGAUCGACACACAGUUCUUGCCCCAGCUCGACUUUGGAGCCAAAUCCGAGGAGCUUCCGCUGCUCACCGAUCGCACGUACAAGUUCUAUGCGCACCGCACCGUCACAGGGCUGCCUUCUAUCGAAGAUGUGCGCAUUGUCGUCACCGGCGAAGUCAAGUCGGUUGGCGAGUUUGCGCUCACUCGCCAAGAGGUCAUUGACUGGUUUGCCAAGAACUGGGGCACCUUCCUCGACGACGACGACUUGGAUCAGACAUCUCGGCUCCCGAAGGAGCUGACGGGCGGCGCAAAGUACUUUGUGGAGAACUGGCGCGACCCCGCGCAGACCCCCGGCGAGCGCCGCAGAGAGAUGUGGGGUGUCCGCCAGCGCGUUGAGGACAUCCUGGACCGCAAAACCACCGUCAUUGGCGACGGCUAUCUCAAGUGGAAGGCGUGAGUGUUCCCGCUCGCAACUUUGCUCUUUCUCACAAUGUAUUUUAGCGGGACUCACUUUGCUUUAAAUGGCUCCUGGUGUCUGUGUCCCUGCCCAGUGGCCGCAGGACCAAAUCCUUUCCAAACAACGUCCUUUUGCCUGCUCGCAUCAGAGUCCCACAUCCCAUUCGCAAGUCGCACAAGACCUGCGCUCUCUAGAUCUUGGUCGACUGCAAUAUAUUGGCCGCGUGUCGGCACCGUGACGCAGGAG
Molecule: messenger RNA, 2159 nt
Organism: Polychytrium aggregatum
Lineage: Eukaryota; Fungi; Chytridiomycota; Chytridiomycetes; Polychytriales
Product: ClpP/crotonase-like domain-containing protein
Exons: 10
Coding region: 132-1913 (593 amino acids)
Biological process (GO): L-valine catabolic process
Cellular component (GO): mitochondrion
Molecular function (GO): 3-hydroxyisobutyryl-CoA hydrolase activity
Source: RefSeq, a predicted model, not a curated record